Rangifer tarandus platyrhynchus (Svalbard reindeer) is the source of this 585-nucleotide messenger RNA. Lineage: Eukaryota; Metazoa; Chordata; Mammalia; Artiodactyla; Cervidae. The record is from the annotation of a GenBank genome assembly.
AUGCUAGUGAGCCCAGCAGCGGAGCUUAAGAUCUGCUCCAAAAGAAGACGUGCUUCCGUCACCGGGCUACUCUCAGGGAAGGUCAGCCUGCUCCCACCCCUGCCCGUCCAGGCCUGGACGAAGGAGGCAGCCACCCUGAUCGGCACUGUGGCCCUCGGUCCACCCAGGGCUAGACGUGAAAGUUUCAGAGAGGCACCUCAGUCCAGACACGUGGCCGGCCAGCCCUGCCUUCCCUUGGGCGUGCAGGAACCCCCACGAGCCCGGAGCAUGGGCCGCGUGCGUGUGACAGUGUGCCUGUGCAGCAGGUCCACGAGCUGGCGCACUCCUGGAGACAUGCGGCGUGGACGGACAGUCAAGGUCACUCUCCGGGCAGGUGUCCUUCCAGCCACACUCAGCCGGGGCCCACCCUGCAGCCUGCUGCAGCCUGGCACAGACGUGGGCGGCCACAUGGCGGCCACAGCUGGUGCAGGACGGGGCUGCGAGCCCGUGGCGGGGGAGGCCGGCUGCCCACCCCGUCUCAGGAAUGUUGGCCGCCUCCUCUGGCUGUGGAUCCAGCCUGGGAGGGGCCUGGGUGUCAGGAGCUGA